AUGGUGGUGAGCGAGGAUCAGGGGACGAAGAACAGCGACCUCAUCAUUGCGGUCAGCGAGCACGCAAGAAAGCCGGUCCGGGAGGGUGGUGGUAUUGCCCGACAGAAAGGCCGACAUUGCUGUAUUUCUCGCAGCGCUUCUUUUCUUUUUCUGCAUGGCGGUGAUGGUGCCUUCAAUUACCUAGUACCUACAUACACCCCCGAGCUGCUCGCUACUGGCGGUGUGCGAUGCUCUCUAGAGAGGUACUGGGUGCUAAAAUGCCUUAUCAACUACUGA
Clonostachys rhizophaga is the source of this 276-nucleotide messenger RNA. The record is from the annotation of a GenBank genome assembly. NCBI's taxonomy places the organism in Eukaryota, Fungi, Ascomycota, Sordariomycetes, Hypocreales, Bionectriaceae.